Messenger RNA from Neoarthrinium moseri, 1566 nucleotides. RefSeq lists its product as uncharacterized. The coding region runs from base 1 to 1566 and encodes 521 amino acids. The record is from RefSeq and is a predicted model, not a curated record. The transcript has 2 exons. Lineage: Eukaryota; Fungi; Ascomycota; Sordariomycetes; Amphisphaeriales; Apiosporaceae.
AUGUUGUUUUGCGUGCUCUUGUUUUUUGGCUUCGUCAUAAAUCCCGCUCUGGCUGUCUUGCCCACUGUGGACCUUGGCUGUAACCAAUAUGCUGGGGCUACGACCUCAUAUGGCAUCACACAAUGGUUGGGGAUACGUUAUGCCGCACCGCCCCUUGGCCCGUUGAGAUUCAGUCCGCCAGCAGAUCCGUUUGGAAAGUAUUGUCUUGGUACAGGCGAUAGCCCAACACUCGAUGCAACAUCGGAGGACUGUCUCUUUCUGGACGUCUACGCACCAAGUAACGCCACAGCGCAAUCCAAACUUCCCGUAUUCUUCUAUAUCCAGGGGGGCGGAUUCAAUGCAAAUUCAAAGCCAAAUGUCAACGGUCGAGGCUUAAUUGCUGCCAGUAACUACACGAUUGUCGUUGUGGUAAUCAACUACCGUGUAGGACCCUAUGGAUUCCUCACCGAUGGAACCGCGGUCAAGGCCAACAAUGGCUUGCGAGACCAGCGCAAAGCCCUCGAAUGGGUCCAGCAACACAUAGUCCGGUUUGGCGGUGACCCCGAACAUGUCGUUCUUGGUGGAGAGUCGGCAGGGGCCGCUAGUAUCAGUCUGCAGAUGAUCGCAUACGGCGGCGAGGACUACGGCCUAUUCCAUGCUGCUGCUGCCGAGUCAGUGUCAUUCGCCACGGUUUUGACUGUGAACGAGUCCUACUACCAAUACGAAAACUUCGCCAUCCGGCUUGGGUGUGUAGGCUCUGGUUCGUUGGCAUGCCUUCGGUCCAAAACUUCUGAGCAGCUGCAAACCGAGAACAUCAAUGUCCCUUACCCCGGAGCAAGUGGCCCGCCAAUCUACAUGUGGAACCCAGUUAUCGACAACGACAUUUUGUUAGACUAUACAUACAGAGCCUUCGCCCUAGGCAACUUCGUAAAAGUUCCGGUGAUAUUUGGCGACGAUACCAAUGGCGGAACUGUCUUCGCGCCUAGCAAUACCUCAACACUGGCCCAGAGUAACAUGUGGCUCCAUAAUCAAUUCCCCCGUCUGACUCUGGAUCAUUUGGGGACCAUUGACGAGUUGUACCCGAACCCCAACGAAACUUGCCCCAACGUCGGCUGUUACUGGAGACAACUAAGCAAUGCCUACGGUGAGACCAGGUACAUGUGCCCAAGUUUGUUCAUCUCAUCCGCAUUCACACAACAUGGCGUGCCGCAGUCCUGGGCCUAUCGCUACAACGUGGAGGAUCCGACCCAGAUCGCACAAGGGUAUGGUGUACCUCAUACGGUCGAGUCGAACGCCAUCUGGGGACCGGAGAACGUGCCAAACACGGCGCCGGCGAGCUAUUACUCAAAUGGAACCAAUGCCGCCGUGAUCCCAGUGAUUCAGGGUUACUGGACCAGCUUCAUCCGCUCGUUCGACCCCAACAAAUAUCGGUACCCCGGCUCGGCGCGCUGGGAGGAGUGGACGACUGGUGAGCAGCAACGCCUUGUUUUCCAAACGGGAGGGCAGACGGAGGUGGAAACAGUAGAUGAAGCCUUGCUGAGGCGGUGUAAAUUCUGGUCGGACAUCGGAGUAGACAUUGCACAGUGA